Molecule: messenger RNA, 3423 nt
Organism: Ostrea edulis (European flat oyster)
Lineage: Eukaryota; Metazoa; Mollusca; Bivalvia; Ostreida; Ostreidae
Exons: 11
Coding region: 89-2677 (862 amino acids)
Molecular function (GO): protein binding
Source: RefSeq, a predicted model, not a curated record
GCAUUUCUGCUCAUCAGAGACGAGGUUAAAAACCAUGUACGGGAAAUUUGCAAUUUUUCAGUUGUUUUAUUUUGGUGGUAAUUAAUGAAUGACACGAAGUGAUAAGUCAAUGUAUAGAAAGCGAGAUAUGGGAAGCGUGACGUAUCUGUGCUUUGUUUUAGCUGGGUUGUUAUGUAUUGUACAAGCCCAAACCUUUCAAAUUAGAAGAAAGUUUAUCAACGGCAAUUUGAAACUAAAAUGGGCGAACAUUUCUACAAAUCCUAAUGAUAUAACAGUCACAAAGGAUGGUCUUGAGAGUAAAUGGACACGAAUUUAUGAUGACAAGUAUACUGUGGAGGACGUCUGGCUGUAUAAAUCUGUAAAUAUUCGAAUACGGGAAUACACAGGGUCUUCUGACUAUAGCGAUUACAAUUUGAAUUACAGCGUCUCACGAAUUGAUUCUCAGGAAGGAGAAACAAAGAUUCUAAGAUGGAUGGCUGUAUUCUUUCCACGAAAUGGGAAAUACACUAUAUAUCAUUUUUGUGACGACACGAGCCGAGCAGUAAUUUGGUUGCGAGGUGGUAGUGUUAUAACAAUUGAUCCUGUCAAGUACGUUUACCAAACCAGACCCCACAACUCUACCAACAUAAAAUUGGAGGUGAAAAACAUAACAUUAAUGGAUGCCGGAUAUUACGGAGGUGGCACUUCACAGAAUGCUGCCAGAAGAGGACAGGGUGGAAUUCUUGUCGUGAGAGGAAAACCAACCAAACCUGAGAUUGCAGGAAUCCUUGAGGUAAACGAAACCAGUGACGUCAUAUUAACCUGCUCCAGUUACUCCACCUCACGUCCGAAGUAUUACAGAAAAACCGUAUCCUUGAAGUAUGUUUGGUUCAUUAACAACACCGUCAUUGCGUCAGAGACCAACAAGACACUUAGAUUUCCCAGGAUUUCUAAAGACGUUAGAUUUAACAAGUAUUCAUGUCUGUCGAAUGAAAGUAUUGUGUCUGAAAACAGUGAGGAAAUCAAGAUAAAUGUUUUGUAUGGCCCUAGCAGUAUUAUUAUCAGCCCUCAGCUUCCAGUAAAUAAGACAGUAUCUGUGAAAGACGGUGAUUUUGUGGGACCAUAUAAUUGUUCCGCUGACUGUAACCCGGCCUGUACUAUUCAGUGGGUGUACAAACUCUCCAGUGGAACGUUCGGAGUAGCAAAAUCGGAUGGAAGGACAUUACUACAACAACGGGUGCUUAAGGACAAGGACUCGUUCCAAUGUGUGGCAAAGUCAACGUUUGACAAAUUGUAUACAUCAAUCGAUCUGUAUAUAAUGUACUUAUCUGAGGCCAGUUUUAAUGCAAAUGGAAAGAUGCAGGAAUCCGUGGACAUUAGUGAAGGAGAACAGCUGAUUCUGUCCUGUGUAGUUGAUGGAAGGCCAACUCCGAGGCUCAGCAUCAGCAGAUAUUCACAGAUAAAAAUCCUGAAAAGCAAGGUCUCCAAUGUGAUACACGUGUCAAUACCGGAAGUCAAAUGUUCCAACACAGACAUGUACAGGUGUACAGGAAGCUCGGCGGGAUUUGUUAGCAAGCAAAAGGAAGUUGCUAUUAAUGUUCAUUGUAAGACAAGGAUUGAUGCUAAAUCAUGGUUUAAAGCUAACUACGGAAUCAAAAGUGGAAUUGGCGUGAAAGUGGUUGUUAAUGCACCAAUCAUUUCCUACCCCAAACCAUCUGCAAAUAUGAUUUCCUGGUCAGGACCAACAUCAACUAAUAUACAAAAUGAAAUCAAAGAAAGAGAUGUCAUUUAUAAGCACUGGAUCACCAGUACCAUUCCUGUCGACAAUGAGAGAUAUUUUGGAAACUACACCAUGGCAUAUAACGGAGAAGUCAUCUUCACCAUUACAAUUAAUCUUGAAGGUAAACCUAAACGACCGUUAAACUUCACUGGCUAUUCCUACACCAGUGGGUACAUCAACCUGACCUGGAUAUCAAACUUCAAUGGAGGACCAGAACAAUUCUUCAUUUUAUCACUGAAUGAUGGAGCUGUAUGGGUAGAGGUUGCCAAUAUAACAGAUUCCGGGGAAGGUGACGUGGGAUAUUAUGACCCAGGACUUUUAAACCCAGGUCCAGAACACUGGUACCGGUUGGAGAGUUGCAAUAGAAUCGGCUGUUCCGUUCGUGCUGUAGAAGUAAAGGUCGCAGUAUUAGAUUGUAAAAGUGGGUACUACCUGGAUGUUAAGAACCCGGAGCUACAUUAUCGAAAUAACUCUGACUGUCUGCCUUGUGGAAACUGUAGAGAUAACGUACCCUGUAACAAGACAACCGGCCAUUGUUCUGAAGGGUGCGAGACCACUUACAAACCGCCCUACUGCACAGAAUUGAUUACAUCUGACCAUUCGAGCACUAUUCCAACCACAACGAUCGUAAUCGGCAUCCUUUCUACACUGCUCGUUGUUGCUACUGGGGUUGUUUUGCAACAAAGAAUGAGGAAGCAACAACAAAAUCAACUACCACAACCCAACAACGACCACAACCCCAUAACAUCCGUAAAUCGGCAGAGACUGCAAACCGAAGACGGUUAUCAGCUUCCAUUCCAUGAAUACAUCAAUGCGGCUAGCGAUGAGCAUGCUUACGACAAGAUCGAUCCCCCAAAUGAAGGCCCUUAUCACGAAAUCCAGGAUUUUACCAACACACAUCCUGUUCUUUGCAACUGAGUGUGGUGAAAAUGCGAGGGUUGCCUUAUUUAAACAUUUCUGAUAAAACCUAAUAAUGUUAUACUUAACUUUAAAAAGGACAUUUUUAAUGAUCGAGUGCCAUUAAAUACCAGUGGAGGUACGAGUCAGACUAUUUAAAACCAUAUUGAAUUAAAUUUAACUAUAUCAUUUUAGUCCCCUACCGGUUUGUACAACCGAAGGAGACUAUGACUUUCUUCUCGAUCUGUUCAUCUGUCUGACUGUCAAUCUGUCCCAUUAGAUAUCCAGACUUUUCCGUUAUGCUUGCAUGGAUUCAUUUGAGACUUGUCUUGUAGUUUCAGAGUGGCAAACUACUCGGCUCAGUUAAGGCUAUACGAGAAAAAUCACAGUGCUGUUAUAAAUGAACCUGUGUGCACUUCGCACCAUAUGACGUCACAAUGAAAAAGUACGUCACAGCGGACAUGUUCUGAUAAUUGUAUCACGGGGAAAGUGUCAUACUAUUUUGUCGUUUUUAAUACUGUUAUCAAGUGAUAAGGUAUACGUGAAAACAUAUCUUGUCAAAUGAUUAUAUAUAUUAUUCCUUUAUGAUAUCAAAUCAUUCUCCCUUUUUAAUAUAUAGUAUGCACGAAGGUGAUAUUCAUAUUAUAUUGUGACCUUGAAAUCGCCCCUAAUCUGAAUGACUGAUGCGUUUAAAAAUUCCCUCAUGUACAUAAAUAAUCUCAUACUACAGAAACAGUGGCAAAGUUCAGGUUCAUCUGCUAUAAAAA